Molecule: messenger RNA, 1973 nt
Organism: Dreissena polymorpha
Lineage: Eukaryota; Metazoa; Mollusca; Bivalvia; Myida; Dreissenidae
Exons: 4
Coding region: 81-644 (187 amino acids)
Cellular component (GO): membrane
Source: RefSeq, a predicted model, not a curated record
AGACAGUAUAAAACCAUUGACUUAACUUUAUUUUUAACACUUGGACAAAAUCGUUUCCUUCGCAUUUUGUUGCAAUUUUCAUGAUGGAAAAACCCGCCUAUGACACCAAACUGAGUGAACAUCCAGGAUCUCAGCAGCAGUUUCAACCUCAGCAGCAGUUUCAACCUCAGCAGCAGUUUCAACCUCAGCAGCAGUUUCAACCUCAGCAGCAGUUUCAACCUCAGCAGCAGUUUCAACCUCAGUUGGAGCAGCAGCAACCGCCAGUCUUCACUCAACAAGCAGUCAAUUACGGACAGUCUCAAGGCAACCAGCAACAAGGUGGCUACAUACAAACAGGCUAUGUUGCAGCCCCUGAUCAGGUUGUGGUUUUAUCCCAACCCCAACCAACCCCAACCACACCGGCACCGCCAACACCUGAGGAAGAUAUGUCGACUGCAAUAAAGACGUGCGUGGCUUGCUUCUGGCCUACUGCAAUCGUCGCCAUUAUUUUAUUCAUGAAGUCAAAAAGUGCAUUAGCCAAAGGUGACAUUACGAAAGCCCAACAGUAUUCGGAUGCUGGCUGGAGGUUCAUUUACAGCAGUUGGUUGAUUGGCAUCAUCUUGUAUAUCAUAGUCAUCGCGGUGGUCAUUAAACUAUUAACCUAAAAAUGUAAUUAUGGUAACUGUAAACUUCUCAAAUUCGUAUGCUUUGUUAUACCGUUACAUCUUAGCACAUGUAUGUAAAGGCACUGUAUAACUGAAUUUUAUUCCAUGCAAUACAGACUAUUAAAAAUGCCAUUUUUGAAUACAAACAGCACUAUCUUGAAGUGGCUACAAUGCAGGUUAAACAAAUAAUGAUUUGGUCUAAUUAUUUUAUAUUAACAGUAAUUUAUAGAUUAACAGUCGCUUGUACCUUUGGUAAAGACAAAGAGUGCGAAACAAUCUUACUUUAGUCACAUGCAAGCAUGGGUACUCUACAGAAGUAUAUAUCGGAUGUAAACGCUUUGUGGAUCUUAGUAAUAAAACAUACAUCACCUAGCGGCAUAAAAUUACAAAUCGAUCGUUAAACUGUGAUGAAAAUAAAUUAGCCAGGGGAAGAGACACUAGUCUUCACGGACAUAUGUUUUCUAGGACAUACCCCUCAAAACAACCCCGGAUCAUUGCCCAGUAUGCGUCUUAUGUUUUCAUAGUUUGAUAACUUGUCACAGUGAUGAAAUAAUUACAUUUUGUUGGACGGAAUAGUUGGACGGAAUAUUGAUGCCUUAAUUUAGUGUCCAUAAUAAACUUAUUAAAAUAUCCAGUUAUUAUUUAAAACAAAGUGAAACUUUUUGAAAAUAUCAUUAACAUCAUCACUUAUUAUUUAAUUAUAUCCUUAUUCUCCGAUUGUAAUUCAUGGCAAUUUAUGAGACCAGUCAUCGGUUCGUCUAAUGAGCCGCCGUGAAUGCGCGCUCGUGAAAGAAGCGAUCAUGAUCAGGUAAGGAAAACACAAAUCUUCCGCAUAUUCCAUUUGCAAUCGUCUCUUCCCAUAUUUAACGGUGCAUUUAAGCAUUAGAAUUAAACAAGAAUUACGUAUCAGCCUUGGGGUACUACAUAAUGUAGGAAAUAUAUUUUUAAAUUUAAAUGUAAAACGGAAGUCAAAGACAUACAAUUGCGGGUCAGCUAGAGAGAGGGGGCGUGAACCUGUGCCUACCCCAGUAGUUCGCACCCUUGCGUAAUUAUUUUUGUUUGCCAUCAUAUUUUUAAACAAACGCCAAUACGUGUUCAGUGUUAGGAAUGGUAAAUGAUUUGCCAAAUGACUGUCGUAUUCAAUAUUUCUUAAAUUGUAUAAGAAUAGAAAUAUAAACAUAAAUCUAUGCGGUAUAACAUGUUUUCUUGCAUGCAACGGAAUUCAUUGUUUGUAAAAACUAGAUGUUUUGUAAAUGUUUAAUGAGUAAAUAUGCAUUGAGUAAGUGAAAAACAAGGAGAAAAUUUACGAAAUAAGACCAUAACAAUCUU